CAUCGCUUUAUGGCGAUGGCAUCGGGUGGGAAGCAGGAUCGAUGGGAAUCUGCUUUACUGGUUACAAAAUAUUAUAAAACGGUGAGCGUUUCGGCAGCCGGCUAUCAGUCUAUAACUACAGUCCACGAACAUCAAAAUAUUAUGCGCAUUUUCACCAUGGAGUGUUUAAAGAUGUGCGUCGUCGUGGGAUUGGUGCUGACCGCUGCACCAGGUCGGCCCGCGGAUGCAGCACCGUCGCCGGUCGGUGCUUACGUCUACCACCAGUACAAACGGAGUCCUGUCGAGUCAAACGUGGACUUGACUUCUGCGCUGGCGACGAACUUUGGUGGUUUUAAUCCGUCUGCAGCGUUGCCAGAUUUCGGUUAUGCUUCCGGUUUCCCGACCACCGCAGCAGGCUUCGGGUUCGACGAUGUAGCCAGUGGUUUACUGCACUUGUCCCAUCCAUACGCCGCUACUACAUUUGGUUCCGGGUUCGAUUCGAUCGGUUAUCCAUUUUCUGAGUCUACGCUUAAUCAACUUCAGUUCAAAACCACACUUGGUUCCGGUUCACCAUCAUCGCUUCCGGUAAAGUACGAUCCAAAGGUCGGUAAUGCCGGUCUUUAUCAAUCCAGCUCCUACAGACUUCCUGCCACCGAGUCCGUGAAACCGACUGCUCAACGAGCAGUUCCAGUGCAACAAACUAGACCCAAUGAGCAGCGAGUUCCAGUUCAGUCGCUUAAUUCCGCCCCUAACUCAUUUGUUUCACCGCAACAAUCAUAUCCUGCAGCCACCGCAUUUGAAACACAAAAACAGUUGUACACGCCUGCAAUAUCUGUGCCAUUUCAACAAUCAUACCCGUCUACCGCAUCUGGUCCUUUGCCACAGUCAUAUUCAGCUUCCACAUUUGUACCACAACAACAGUCAUACCCGGCUUCAAUAUCUGUGCCACUUCAACAGUCAUACGCAGCCACCGUAUCUGCUCCACGGCAACAGUCAUAUGUGACUGCAAUAUCUGCACCACUACAACAGUCAUAUCCAGCUUCUGUAUCUGUACAACAGCAACAGUCGUAUCCAGCCGCCGAACCUGCACAACAGCAACAGUCGUAUCCAACUUCUGUAUCUGUACCUCUACAACAAUCGUAUUCUUCUGCUAGUUCUGUCCCACUUCAACAGUCAUUUUCAGCCAUCGCAUCUGCUCCACAGCAACAAUCAUAUCCGGUCGUCGAUUCUGCACCACAACGACAGUCAUAUCCGGCUUCUGCAUCUGUAUUACAGCAACAAUCGUAUCCAGCCGCCGAACCUGCACAACAGCAACAGUCGUAUCCAACUUCUGUAUCUGUACCUCUACAACAAUCGUAUUCUUCUGCUAGUUCUGUCCCACUUCAACAGUCAUUUUCAGCCAUCGCAUCUGCUCCACAGCAACAAUCAUAUCCGGUCGUUGAUUCUGCACCACAGCGACAGACAUAUCCGGCUUCUGCAUCUAUAUUUCAACAACAGUCGUAUACGAAUACAAUAUCUGCGCCAUUGCAACAGCCGUAUGUGGCUACCGUAUCUAAGCCAUCGCAACAGUCAUAUCCAGCCACUAGCGGAGAUUUCCGAAUUUCCACAUACCAACAACCCGCAGCUAGUAGUUCAGCGGGUCCACCCAAUACUUCUAACGCUGGAUCCGUACCAGAUUUAGUUUUGGAAUUGAGACCACCACCGUACACCGCGCCCGAGUCGUCGGUCGAUUACCGACAAAAUGCAAACAUUCCAUCAUCUCCGGCAUCCUCCUAUCCACCCGCCGACAGCAAUAAAAAUAAUAACAACUAUCUUGUUAACAAUUUCGGCUUGCCGUCGGUUCCCACUGCCGGUAUUUCCAACCAAAAUCAGGUCUUCAAACAGGUCUCGAACGCCGUACCACUCCCCGGGAAUACCAAUGAUUUCCUUACGGCCGGUUCUAACGCUAAACCCGAUCAGACCCACACGAAUGUCUAUUACACAGCCCCUGCUCCAGUUUCCGGUGGUUCGAAUAGUGCACCGAGCAACGUUCCCAAUUACUAUUCCGUUCCUAGCAUAUCUUAUUCUUUAACCAGUAACUCGAACGGUGAGUUUGCCGGUUCGACUAGUGCACCACCAGCUGCCCCGAUAUCUUCUAUUGGAACCGACCGCGGAGUGCCUCCAGCUAACCCUACUGGUGGUCCAAAUCCAUCGAAUCUAGACACCAACUCAAUUCCGAGUGUGACUUACACCAACUCGAAUUCAAUUUCCGCAAACUCGUAUACCGAUUCCAAUUCAAUUCAGAGUAGUUCUUACACCACACCCGGUACUCCGAUUGCCGCCAAUCCUUAUAAUGACUACAAACUUAGUACCGACAACUUUUACGGUGACUCGAAUUCGAUUUCACUUAACAGCAAACGUGAAUCGUCCGCUGUCAACUCGUCCUAUAAACCUCCGUUACUUAUACAAUACUCAAGUAACGCGGGAAAUUAUAAAACUAUAUAGUAAGAACGUAUUAUUUUAGACAGACUGUGAUGAGUAUGACUUAAUGAUAAACAUGUAUAUUUUAUUAUUAUUUUUUUUUUUGUUUUUAUUUAAUGCAUUUAAUUGCUGUUAGUUUUAUUUUUUGGAGAAUAUGUACCUAUAUUUUUUCCAUUAUUUAUAAAUGCUAAAAUAAUAAUGCCAAUCAUUAAUAUUGUAUUAUACCUGUUAAACUAUGUUUGUAAUUAUAAGACGAUAUUUAUACUUACCUUUAUUGUAAUGCAAAUAAUAUAAUAAAUAUUUGUACCUAUAAAUAA
Molecule: messenger RNA, 2756 nt
Organism: Aphis gossypii (cotton aphid)
Lineage: Eukaryota; Metazoa; Arthropoda; Insecta; Hemiptera; Aphididae
Exons: 2
Coding region: 10-2463 (817 amino acids)
Source: RefSeq, a predicted model, not a curated record